AUGACAUUCCCACAUGGCAGACCAAGCGCAGACCCGGCAGGGCAGCACAGCAACCCCCGACCUUUCCGUUUUGCCCCCCCGGCGCCCUACGACCCACAGCCAGCCCCACGCAGUUCCGACAGCCCCCCCUUCCCCCUCCGCAGCCCCCUCUCCCUCCCCAAACAGGGGGUCCUGGACGAGAGUCGGUCCUGCAGGAGGAGGCGUGUGUGGCUUCGGAUGCUGCACAGGAGAGUGAAGCAGGAUCGCAAGCAAGCCUUCCGCCAGCUCUCUCUGGGCAACUGCCUGAUACUAGACUCCACUGUACCAGUCCCGGGCAGCCCUGCCCCGAAACCAGACCCCCAGCCCUUGACCCUCCCGGAUUCUGAACUGGUCGAGCAGGAGCUGAGCGAAGCGGAGAGCGCCCCCCCCAGCCUCUCCGGCACCCCCCUGGACGGGGAGGAGGGUCUGACCCUGGAAGGGGUGCUGGACCUCCUGCAGCAGCUGCAGUAUCACACCCACCAGCAGGGCAGCGUCAGCAUCUGUCCGGAUUUCCUCGGGGGCCGCUGCCCGCAGGGGGGCCAGUGCCCGCUUCACCACACUGCCCUCCCCUACCACUGGCAGCUCCGCAGGAAAGGGACCUGUCGCUGGGAGAGCGUCGGGCAGGAGGCCAACGACCUCCUGGAGAGGCUGUACUGCAGCCCGCGAUCACAGCUACGUCACGCUGCGUGUGCGCUGAGCUGACAGAGGCACGUGAGGGAGGGCUGAUUCACACGCAGCAGAGACAGCAGGGGACACACCUGGCAGCUUGCAGCAUCAUGCAGGAAGUCACACCAGCUUCCUGUGCGAUUGCAGACCUCGCUCGUCCUCAUUGGUUCUCAUUGUUGAAGCGGCUGUUUCUCAUUGGAUGCUGUGGUUUACUAAGCUUUUGCCCCAGUGCUGAAACAACUUG
Acipenser ruthenus (sterlet) is the source of this 928-nucleotide messenger RNA. RefSeq lists its product as uncharacterized. The transcript has 3 exons. The record is from RefSeq and is a predicted model, not a curated record. The coding region runs from base 1 to 720 and encodes 239 amino acids. Lineage: Eukaryota; Metazoa; Chordata; Actinopteri; Acipenseriformes; Acipenseridae. Gene Ontology annotation, molecular function: metal ion binding.